GCUUGCCUUCUAAUAAGCAGGCACUACUCCUAGUUGGCUAGCUACUAGUAGUAGUAUCUCUCAUCUCCUCCUCCCUUCUUGAGGCUCUGAUCUAUACAGUAGUCAACAGUAUAAAACUGUCUUGUGUAGAGGUUGCUACAGAGAGCAAUCCGACAGCAGACCAUAGUUUAUCGCCAUGCCGAGCGCGACUAGCAGACUGCCUAACCUUCCAGCCGGGUUCCGGUUCCACCCCACAGAUGAGGAGCUCAUCGUCCACUACCUCAUGAACCAAGCUUCCUCCCUCCCAUGCCCUGUCCCCAUCAUCGCCGAGGUCAACAUCUACCAGUGCAACCCAUGGGAUCUUCCUGCCAAAGCUUUGUUUGGAGAGAACGAGUGGUACUUCUUCAGCCCGAGGGACCGCAAGUACCCCAACGGCGCCCGGCCAAACCGUGCCGCCGGAUCCGGCUACUGGAAGGCCACCGGCACCGACAAGGCCAUCCUGUUGACUCCCACGAGCGAGAACAUCGCAGUCAAGAAGGCCCUUGUGUUCUACAGCGGCAAACCUCCCAAGGGUGUCAAGACAGACUGGAUCAUGCACGAGUACCGCCUCACUGGAGCUAACAAGACCACCAAGCGUAGAGGAUCAUCCAUGAGGCUCGAUGACUGGGUCCUCUGCAGGAUCCACAAGAAGAGCAACAGCUUUCAGUUCUCUGAUCAGGACCAGGAGGGCUCCACUGUGGAGGAAGAAUCCCUCAACAACAACAUGAAUGGCACAAUUGCAGCCUCGCCCAAGUCUGAAGCCAAUGAUGAUCAUGAUCAUCAGUUCCAUCAGACGACGAUGACCAUAAGCAAGUCAUACUCAAUCACCGAUCUCCUCAACUCCAUCGACUACUCGGCGCUCUCGCAGCUCCUCGAUGCCCCAGCUGAACCUGAUGAGCCACCGCUAAUCUACCCAACAACAACACAAACACACCAAGCACACUAUAACAACAACGUGAACAGAAACAGCCACUUCAACUUGCCACAAGUAGACGCAUGUUCAUCAGAUUAUGUUGCGCCUAAUAAUUGCAACGGUCCGAAGAGGAAGCGAGUGAUGACCAUGGAUGGUGCUGAUUCCUCCUUCGAUGAUGGCAGCAGUAACUUCAGUAGAAAACUGAAGCUGCCAAGUGAUUCAAGGAGCAGCGGCCACAGCCAUUUUGGCAGCACGACGAGCAGCUACUGCAACCAGCAGCUUGUGGACACAAGUGGUUUUCAGCACAGCAGCCUGCUGAGCUAUCCGUUCCUUGAGAUGCAGUAGCAUCUGUGUACUACUAUUGCAGCGAGAUCUUGAUGUGUGAAUUCAUACAGCUGAAACUUAAUUUCACUGGGUCAAACAAACUGAGCUGAGGGGUACGGUGGUUCUUGCUUGUAGCUGGAACAAUUCAAAAUUUCUGGAGCAUUUCGUUUCCAUUUUCAUGUAAAACUUAAAAGGUUGUAAAUUAGGGAGGUGUAGUACUGAAAGUCACGUGCGGAUCAAUGAAAGAUGACCAGGUUUCUUGUACUACUUAUUAUAUGUGUACUAGCUAUUUGGCA
Panicum hallii is the source of this 1551-nucleotide messenger RNA. Its product is annotated as NAC domain-containing protein 67-like. The transcript has 3 exons. The record is from RefSeq and is a predicted model, not a curated record. Gene Ontology annotation, molecular function: DNA binding. Gene Ontology annotation, biological process: regulation of DNA-templated transcription. Bases 176 to 1276 code for a protein of 366 amino acids. NCBI's taxonomy places the organism in Eukaryota, Viridiplantae, Streptophyta, Magnoliopsida, Poales, Poaceae.